Messenger RNA from Xiphias gladius (swordfish), 2504 nucleotides. RefSeq names its product synaptonemal complex protein 2-like (gene sycp2l). The transcript is spliced from 23 exons. The record is from RefSeq and is a predicted model, not a curated record. NCBI's taxonomy places the organism in Eukaryota, Metazoa, Chordata, Actinopteri, Istiophoriformes, Xiphiidae. Bases 99 to 2048 code for a protein of 649 amino acids.
CCUCCGCUGCUGUUGGCACUAUUUUCUCUCCGCUCUGAUGAGUUAAUUGGCGGCAUCUGUGCGAGCUCCAGACUCAUCGACAUAAGAGAAGAGACACGAUGUUUCAGGUCCAGAUGGAGGACUGUUUGCUCCGUGGAGACUCGUCUCAUCUGGUUUCUCUGCUUCACUAUGAAGGACUGACCAGCACCACCCUCACCAGACUGGACCAGCUGGUCACCAAGGAUCUGUGUGGAUCUGCUUUCAGCAGAGUCCUGGUUGUGUUGAAGUCUUUAGAGAUUCUGUCAGAGAACAGAGACGACCUUCAGACGCUCAUAAACCACGGACUGCCUGCAAAAUUGGUGUUGUGGUUUGAAGCUGUCCGUGACCUGCUGACCUCUGACUUCCACAAAAGCUCUGCCCCCUUGCUGAGCCUGACUGAGGAGUUCUAUGACUACUUCCUGCUGCUGGUUCAGGCUUCUCUCCCAGUCAGCCAGCUGUCUGUGGUUCUUCUUCAGUUGGCUCAGUUUGCUUUGGAACCAGCGAUCCACUUUCCACUGAGACUGGAGGCCAUCAGAACCUUUAACAGCAUCCUGGAGUCUCUGAGCCGAGAGCAGCGGAGACUGAUCCAGAACGACCAGAACCAGAACCAAAUACUAUUGCAGGUGGCAGCAGCAGUUCUGACAGUUGGAGACUACGAGCUGCAGGUCAGCCUAUCAGAGGCUCUGUGUCGUCUGACGCCCAGGAAGGACCGACGGCAGAGAGCCAAUCACUGGUUCUCCAGCUUUGACAUCAGCAAUGCCUUCUGCAACAUCAAGGACGGAGACUUUGAGGUGGACUGCAGACGUUUCCUGAACUUUGUUAACUGUAACCAUGGUGACCAGAGAAGGGUCUACACCUUCCCCUGUGUAAAAGCAUUUCUGGACUCCACUCAGCUGUUUCGACCAAAAGAUGACAAAUUGGACGAGUUCUGGAUUGAUUUUAACGUCGGCUCAGGAUGUGUGAGCUUCUUCAUUGAUGAACCUCAGGGUUUCCUGUGGGGGUCCAUCCACCUGCUGAAAGAGGACGUGGAUCACUACAGUCUCCAGGUCAAAGACGACGGUUGCACUGGGGCAGAGACUGUCCUCAGCGUCCAGCUGAAUACUCCCAUCAUGCACCACAACAGCAGAGGUCAGACAGUGGAGCUGAGCUUCAACUGUGAACAUCAGAGAGAGCUGGAGGAGGCUGCUGGGAGAGUCUUCAUGAAAGUGAAUAGCUCCCCUGGUGUUAAAGACACAGGUGGUACCGUCCAGGCCCCCCCCUCUGCUAACAGACACGAUGGUAGGUCCUACAGCAGGAAGAAACCGCAGAGCAAGAGUCAGCUGAAGAUUUUGCCUCUGUCGUCUCCGAGCAGUGAGGAUGACUCCUCUGUAACAAAGACUCCAGGAAAAAGCAGAUCAGAGUAUCUGUUUGAUCAGAUCAGACACUCGACUCCGACUUACGACUCAGGUGUUCCUGUGGGGGCGGAGCUAGAGAUCUCACAGGAACACACAGUGGAGUUUGGAGGAAGCGGCCCUCCUUUACGACAGGAAGUCUUCGGCAGUGACAGGAAGAGAGCCGCUGCAGAAUCGGGCUACCUGUCAGACCAAACUGAGGGCGCCCCAGCCCAGAAGAGGAGGGUGGAGCCUCAGCCAGAAGGGGAGGAGUCUAACUUACCAGUAAGAGAGUGCUCACCUGAGGGGGCGGGACCAUCGGUGGAAGAGGAGGGGCUAUUUGACAAAGACGCGGGGCCAUGUGUCAAGGGGGAGGGGCCUGUGAAUAAGUCAGGAGAGGAGCCAGAGUCAGAUCUGACUUCAUGCAUCACAGCUGCCUUCAAAACCUUCAAAACACAACUAGAACAGCACUUCACUGGCUGCUGGCAGAAGGUUGAAAAUGAAGUUCUUCUGUCUCUAAAAGAGUGUCAGCAACACGUCUCAUCACUGCUCACAGCUGUCCAUCAACACAGGUACCGUCCACCCCAACACACCUGUCCAUCAACACAGGUACCAUCCACCCCAACACACCUGUCCAUCAACACAGGUACCAUAACAUAGAUACAGGUAAUAUACAAAAUUGCAAAGUCAAUGUAAUGUACGAAGUCGCAACAUUACAUACAAAGACACAUAAACGUACUGACUCAUUUGUUUGAUGUACAAAGAAAUAUAGAGUCGAGAAGUAACGUACAGACUCACAGAACUGCUAUGGAGUCAUAAUAUGAAAUGCAGAGUCACGAAGUAACGUACGAAGUCACAGAGUAACUGUGACGUUAUGGGGUAAUGUACGAACUCUAACUUUUGACCAGACAACAGCAAUGCAGACGAUGCCAGCACUGCAAAAAGAUGUAUUUUAAAUGUCCGCUUUUCGGUACGAACAAACAUGACCACAAAGUCACAACAAAUAUUAAACAGAUACACAUUCAUCUCGAUACAAAAAUGGAUUUUACUUUCAGUUCUACUUUAAGAACAGGAAGUCCUCCUAAUGAACAGCUGAUAAAUCUCAGGCGUAAACUG